UCUGUCUGUCCACGUCUCAUCCACCUCUGUUCAUUCAGAGUUAAAUUUUAAUAAAACAACGCUGUUGAAGAUGUCAGGAGAGCUGCGGUCAGAGCUGGAGAAAUAUCUGGAGACUUUAAACAUCCAGACGAGCUGCGUGGAGCACCCACCGGUGUUCACGGUGGAGGAGAUGAUGCCUCAUCUGCAGGGACUGAGCGGAGCUGUCACUAAGAACCUUUUCCUGAAGGACAAGAAGAAAAAAGGUCUGUGGCUGGUGUCUGCUCGCCACGACCACCAGGUGAACCUCAACGACCUCGCCAAGAAGCUCAGUGUGGGCAGUGGCAACCUGCGCUUUGCAGAUGAGGCGAUAAUGUUAGAGAAACUCAAGGUGGGUCAGGGCUGUGCCACGGCUCUCUCUCUGCUCUUUGAUAAGGAUCAGAGUGUGAAGUUCGUCCUGGACCGAGACUUGGUGGAGGGAGGUCACGAGAUGGUUUACUUUCACCCCAUGACCAACGCCGCCACCAUGGGACUCCGACCAGAAGACCUGCUGCGCUUCCUAAAGGAGACAGGACACGAGCCAGUGUUAGAGAGCUUUGAGUAGAAGGGACAACAAACUGGACUUGACUAAAUGCUGGAAACAUGAACAGCUUUGGAUAUAACAUGGAUAUCAACUCUUGGUAGAGCAGAGCACAAAAACAACCAGAAUAAUAAGAUUCCUUUGUUUCAAGUUUCAAACAAAAAAAACUUUCUUUUUUCUUUGUAUUUCUGACAAAAAUAAGGUUUAUUUGAAAAUGAUUUUCAAAAUUAUGCAAUAUCUCUACACACUUCAGCCUUACAGAUUUUUUAUUGUUUUUUUCUGAUUCUUUGCCAAGAUGAAGUCUCACUAAAAACCACAUUGUUGGUUUUACACUCAUAGGCUUACUAUAGAGACUGAGAACAAUGAUUCUUGAUUCCUGUUUUUUUUUUUUUUUUUUUUUUUUUUGCAUAUUUAUCAGACUUAAAUGUUUUGGAUCAUCAGACCAAUUUAA
Molecule: messenger RNA, 1007 nt
Organism: Cheilinus undulatus (humphead wrasse)
Lineage: Eukaryota; Metazoa; Chordata; Actinopteri; Labriformes; Labridae
Product: prolyl-tRNA synthetase associated domain-containing protein 1-like
Exons: 4
Coding region: 71-580 (169 amino acids)
Molecular function (GO): aminoacyl-tRNA deacylase activity
Source: RefSeq, a predicted model, not a curated record